Botrytis deweyae is the source of this 225-nucleotide messenger RNA. RefSeq lists its product as uncharacterized. The record is from RefSeq and is a predicted model, not a curated record. The transcript has a single exon. NCBI's taxonomy places the organism in Eukaryota, Fungi, Ascomycota, Leotiomycetes, Helotiales, Sclerotiniaceae. Bases 1 to 225 code for a protein of 74 amino acids.
AUGAAAGACGAGCGGAAGAGGAAGAGGAUGAAAGACGGGCGGAAGAGGAAGAGCAAGAGGAAGAAAGACGGAGCGGAAGAGGAAGAGCAAGAGGAAGCCGGAGAAGGAAAUAAGAAGCGCAUGGGCAGGAGAAGUAGACGCAAGAUUAUUAUCGAGGACGAGUCGGAGGAUUUGGAAGAGGAUGAGGCCGAUGUAGACUUGGAGGGUUCAAUACUCCUGGAGUAG